AUGCCUAGUAGCAGUAGCGCGACGGAGCCGAAGCCGGAGGCUACUCAGGGGAUCAAGCUGCCAGAUUGUGCACGCCAGCCGCAGCAGCGGGACUCCACAGCCGCAGACGCUCUCCACUCGGAGUUCAAGGACAGAAAUCCACUGGUGCUGGUGCAACCUCCCUGCCCAAUUCUCUGCUCCGAGCACGAGCGGAAGAUGCGGAGCUGUUUUAAGUCGUGUGUUGUGUCCCCGCCGCGGCAGCACCAGCGCAUUGGCGACGUAGUUGGGUUCAAAGUGCCCGACCUCUUAGCCGGCUGGAACCUGCCACGGUGCAGCAGCGCACACCGUUGCGUUCGUGCAGCGGGCGCUGUCGUCACUGUGGAGCCUCAGCCCUCAUCCCCCGCGGACACGACCACCAGGUGCCCUGCGGGCACCCCGGCCUGCGCUAGUUCCCCGACGCAGGGCCCCGAUGGCGAAGAUGGGGUGAUUGUCGUCAGUGAAGCCGACCAACCGGCGAGCUUAGUGAACCUGCGCCGCAGAUACAGCAAGGAAAGUAAGACCGCGGUGACUGGUGAGGAUGGCGUCCUCCUCAGCGAAUACGAAGAGGACCCGGCGGACGCGGCCGUUCGACAAACGCUGGCGCGCGUGCGGAACAAGAACUGUGUUCUACUGAUUGUCCUGCUAGUGAUCAUCAUUGUGCUGGCCGUCGCAGGCGGAGUGGGCGUGGGCUUUGUGAACAAACACUAUACUACGCUGACGCAUCGUAUGCAUUUGGAAUCCGGAGAGCGUGUCGUUCUGAACAGCUCCAUCAUGCUUCUGAAGAAUUACCAUGAGACGCUGCGGGCGGACGCGCGCAAUCUCCUGUCCUUUGUGCGCUCCUCGAUGGCCGACAGGAAACCGGAGAGCAUAGCGGUAGUGCAGAAUAUACUGUAUCUUCCCUUUUUCGAUGCGUGGAGUACGUGGCUGUACUCCUCUCAGGUUCCAUCGACGCACUCAAUUUACGUAUCCAUGUGCGGGGAACCACUGAUCACCACCGCGGACUGCCCUGUCAUGGCGCUCACCAUUGUGUGCAUGCCGAACACCGUGCAGGCGAGCUGCUUUUACAUGCGUUCGGACGAAUUCAACAGCUCGCAGAUGAUCGUCAAUCACAUCGACGUCGACGAGUUCGGGAUUCCACGGAUAGGCUCUUUUUUCAAAUACGUGCCGCUGAAGGUGAGGUACGCAUACAACCAGACCAACAACAACUAUGGCUAUUUCCUUGAUUCAGACUGCGUCACCUUACUCGACGGUAAGGCGCACACCACUCUGACCAUUCGGCGGCAGAGCGUCAUGGACGGCCUCCUAAUCGUCUGCGACGCAAGUAGUUUCUUUGAGCGUUGGUUUCAGAGGUUCGAGAGGGGGCUGCAGAAAAAGAAAGACAGCUACUCCGUGCUCUUCAUCAACGAUGGCACAAUUCUGGCGUACGACUGCAGCAACCAGCUUGGCGGUGGAGAAGCCGUAGCCCCGAGGAGUGGGGGAGUUGCGCCGCCCACAGUGCGUGAAUGCGGGGUUGUGGGAAAACAUAUGAUAGAUCACAUGGUGGACACCUUCACAGUGGCAAUGCAGCGACACAAGUUGUUCUGGCGAGAAGCGUUCGCGAGUAAGGAUGUGUCUCUCACGGAGAGGGUCAGUGACCACAUUGUUGUCUAUCAGGACUUUUUGAGGUUUCUCGUGGACGAAGACAAGCCCCAAGCCAUCUUCAUUGCAGCGUACGCUGUGCCACUGGACACCUCGCUGGGCCGCGACGGUUUUGUGCAGAUUUCCAUCUGCGUUGUCAUCAUCAUCAUCUGUAUGUUCCUCCUCGGCGGUGUUGCUAUGGUGGCCGUGAAUCAGAUGAUGCACGUGGUGGAGGUCAUUUCGCAGCUCUCCACGCACGCGGCCACGUAUGACACGAAGCGGAUGCGCAGGGUGCUCGAUCGCCAAAAGCCUGGCAUGCUUGCUCGUAUCAUCACGUCCGCUGAUAUUAUCAACUGCGAGUUCCAGCACAUCCUAACGAACCUGAAUGCCUAUCGUCCGUUUUUGCCCCAGUCGCUGCUCACAAAGAGCAGCUACUCCUUCUCCGACGAGCCGCUGGAGCGGCCGAACCUGCGGCGCCACGACGUGGCCCUGGACGCCAACGCCGCGGACGACUUUGCUGUCGGCGAGAACGGGGUGCCGGCCAAAACGCUGCCGCGGUUCCACCUGAAGAACACCCUCGAGGGGAGCGUUGGGAACCCAGUCGAGAACUUGCGACUCCUGCAACGUGGUUUUCACCGAACGAAGUCGACGAUUCUCGUCGUCAGUCUCUCGAACGUCGCCCUGGACGCGGGUGACUCAGUGGACGUGGUGAACCUGUUUGUGCAGACGGUGCUGAAUCAUGCGGCGAGCGCCAACGGCGUUGUGGAGGUCAUCGAGUUCCAAAAGAUUGUCGUCUCCUUCAACUCACAUUUUCCAGUGCCGCGGCAUCAGGAGAAGGCCUGCCUCUGUGCACUCGCGAUCCGCGAAGAGUUCCGCGACAGGGGUUGCAACGUUAGCAUAGGCAUCGCGUCGGGGUACAACUACGUCGGCACCACUGGCACGGAGCAGCAAAAGGCGCGUGUCAUCAUGGGCGAGAGCGUGGUGGUGGCACAGUCGCUGACGAGCCUCAAAACCUACCUCGGGUGCUCCAUCUUAGCCACCGACCAGGUGGUCUUUGAGGCCCUUGUGACAGCGGUGGCGGUGGAUGUGGUGCAGCUGUACUACGAGCAUAACCAUCAGUGGGUGCAGUACGGUGUGUCUGAGAUCAUUGGGAACCGAUACGCCGUGCUUUCUCCAGAUAUGCAACUCGUCAAGUCUGUCUUUAAGCUGGUGCGCUACCGCCAGGCAGAGGAGGCACUGGAGGCGGUGCGGAGGUACAUGGACGGCGCAGCCGAGCGACGCGAGACGCCCUCGUGGCCGGUGCGUCGCAUUCACGCUCUGGUGGAGCGCCAACAACUGUUGAUCAAGAGCGGCUAUCGACGACAGCGCCUUCAAUGGCAGGCCCUCGAGGGCGAUGAGAUUAUCAUGAACCACCUCUCCGAGGAGAAUCAGUCAUACAACUCGAAGCGGCAGCCCCGCCUCAUGACCACUGUCAGCAUCGCCACAGUGGACUCCUUUGCCACAUUGGCGACCCAUGGCAAAACGAUCCCCUGCGAGUUCGGCUAUGUCUCCAGCGACAUAUUUAACGCCGGCAGCGAGGCGGAACUCGCGCGAGCGUUGGUAGGGGAGCAGUCGAAACUGAGCAUGUCGCGGCGGCAUUUAGCGGCGGUGUCGAGCUCAUGCUUCAUCGAAGAUGCCCUCUUUCCAGUUUUUACCGUCAGGAGCAGCGACGGCGACGAGGAGGAGAGGUCGCAAGGCUCAUUGAGGUUGUCGUCGCAGCAUGAGCGCGGCACCGAUGACAACGCGGAGGCCGCUGGUGCGGACUCCGAAGAAAUGAGACCAGUGCUGGUGGUUGGGCCACAAACACUGCCCAGCGAGGAGCGUCACGAUGUGCGUAUCGGCGCUCUACUGCCGUCAACCACAGUCACCACUUCACCACCGUUUCUACCGUCGCAUGGCAUUGAGUAUCCAUGCCCCACGUCCGGCAUCUCUUCGAUGCUGUCGAAAGGUCGCCGUCACCCGUCGCUGGACCGCCAGCGUCACAUCGCGGCGACACCCCUGCACGGCUGUACUUUUCACACGGGUGCCUAUGUGACGUCCGGUGCGCUCGGGGGCGACAGUGGAGGAAGGCCUCCUAUUGCUGCUUCCCCCGCUACUACCAGCGCUGGCAACCUUGGCCGCACAGCGGACUCGGCGCUCAAGCAAAGCAGUGAGAACGUCGCGAGUUUGGCGAAGAUGCACUGUGCCUACAAACUGCCGCAGCGUAUCGUGUCGGUCAACGGUCAGGUGUUUCACCGCACCUCGCAGCUUGUGGGGCGCGGGUCCUUUGGAGAAGUGUACCUCUCCAUAUCGGAGACCGGAUCCCUGGGCGCGAUGAAGGUGUUUCCGCUGAGCGACAACAACGCUCCGCAGCUCAUCCGCGAGGUGGAGACGCUAUCGCAGAUGCGGCACGAGAACAUCGUCGGCUACGACUGCUGCGCCGUGCAGGACAAUUUCUUCUUCAUUAUUUGUGAAUAUUUGGCUGCCGGCACGCUUGGUUCUCUCAUUCAGAAGCUCGGGGUCAUCCCGGAGCGGGCGGCGCGCAAGUACGCAUGCGACAUGCUCUUCGGGCUCGGCUACCUUCACCAGCACUCAUGGCUGCACUGCGACAUCAAGCCGGAGAACAUCCUCGUGACCUCUGACGGCACUUGCAAGCUGGCAGACUUUGGUGCCGCCUCACUGGGGCGUAGCUUGAUGGACGCGGUUUCCGUACGGGGGACGCCGCGUUUUUCGGCUCCAGAGGCUAUCCUGGGGACGUGGAACCAGCAGGCGGAUAUCUACAGCUUCGGGAUCACCGUCGCUCAGAUGGUGACGGGUGUCCACCCGUGGCACAACUACACAGAGCCCGACCACCUGUUCGUCGCGCACUACGCGGGUGAAAUACGGCACAGUCUACAGACGGGCACCCUGUGCGCAAUGCAGCCAGACCUACCAACGAACCUGCAAGACAAGGAACUGCAGAGCGCCAUCCAUCGCUGCUGCGAGUUCGACCCUACUCGGCGCCCGACAGCGGAGGAGUUGGUGACGCUGCUGUCGUAG
Molecule: messenger RNA, 4692 nt
Organism: Leishmania mexicana MHOM/GT/2001/U1103
Lineage: Eukaryota; Euglenozoa; Kinetoplastea; Trypanosomatida; Trypanosomatidae
Product: mitogen-activated protein kinase-like protein
Exons: 1
Coding region: 1-4692 (1563 amino acids)
Biological process (GO): protein phosphorylation
Molecular function (GO): protein kinase activity; ATP binding
Source: RefSeq, a predicted model, not a curated record